AUGAGCUCUUCCUUCAAGCGAGCCCCCCUGCUCGGCUCCCUGCUGAAGCGCCGCGGCCCCGGCAGCGCGCCGGCCCCUCCGCACCAGCAGCAGCUGCUGCCCACCUCGUCGGCGUGCGCCUUGCCGCCCAAGCAGGAGGCCCCCGCGUGCCCCUUCCACCCGCCCCACGCGCUCGCCGCCCUGCCCGGCCCGACCAAGUGGCCCCUGGUGGGCAGCCUCUUCAACAUCCUCUGGAAAGGCGGCCUCAAGAAGCAGCACCAGACGCUGGUUGAUUAUCACCACAAGUUUGGCAAGAUCUUCCGCAUGAAACUGGGCGCCUUUGACUCCGUGCACAUCGGUGCCCCCUGCUUGCUCGAGGCCCUCUAUAGGAAAGAAAGCACCUAUCCCCAACGCCUGGAGAUCAAGCCCUGGAAGGCUUACCGUGACUAUCGGGACGAGGGCUACGGACUGCUCAUCUUAGAAGGGCAAGACUGGCAGAGAGUAAGAAGCGCAUUUCAGAAGAAAUUAAUGAAGCCCACAGAGAUUGUGAAGCUGGAUUCCAAAAUCAAUGAGGUCUUAGCAGAUUUCAUGAAUCGAAUGGACACUCUUUGUAACAAGAAUGGAGAAAUAGAAGAUCUGUAUUCUGAACUCAACAAAUGGUCAUUUGAAAGUAUCGGUUUGGUACUGUAUGAGAAGAGGUUUGGACUCCUGCAGCAGGAUGUGGGAGAUGAAGGCUUGAGCUUUAUCAACGCUAUCAAGACGAUGAUGAGUACAUUUGGGAUGAUGAUGGUGACUCCAGUUGAGCUGCACAAGAGUCUAAACACGAAAAUUUGGCAGGCUCACACGAAGGCAUGGGACCAUAUCUUCGAAACAGCAAAACGUUCCAUCAACAACAGGCUGAACAAACACUCUGCCAACCCCAGUGAAGAUUUCCUUUGUGAUAUUUAUUUUGGGAGCAAACUUUCAAAGAAAGAAUUGUACGCUGCCAUCACAGAAUUCCAGAUUGCAGGAGUGGAGGCGACUGCGAACAGUUUGCUGUGGGCACUCUACAAUAUCUCCCGCAACCCACAAGUUCAGGCAAAGCUGCUCGAAGAAAUUCAAGGUGUGCUUGUGGCUGGAGAAUGCCCAAGUGCUAAACACCUGAAGAAAAUGCCCUAUUUAAAGGCCUGCCUGAAAGAAUCUAUGAGGCUAACCCCCUCUGUACCAUUUACCAGUCGGACGCUUGACAAAGAAACAGUCCUUGGAGACUAUGCACUUCCUAAAGGGACAGUAUUGAUGAUCAAUAGCCAUAUCCUGGGGUGCGAUGAAGACAACUUCAGUGAUUGGACACAGUUUAAGCCAGAACGGUGGCUGCAGAAGAGCAUAAACCCUUUCACGCACAUUCCUUUUGGCAUUGGGAAGCGGAUGUGUAUCGGACGCCGCUUGGCAGAACUGCAGCUCCAAUUGGCUCUUUUCUGGGUUGUCCGGAAGUACCACAUUAUUGCAACCGAUGACAAGCCAGUAGAAACCCUGCACUCAGGACUCCUUAUCCCCAACCGUGAAAUCCCCGUUGCGUUCAGAAUACGAUCAGGUAUGAUUUAAAGGAAACAGUAGUCUGUUGGCUGGUUGUCUUUUCUGAAGAUGACACCUGUGGAUGACUGGAGUCCCAACUCUUGCUACCUCAUGAGGAAAUUACAGUCUACAGGCAUACUUUGGGCAGUGUGCUGACGGCAGGGAGAAAAUAAGGACCAGCCAAAAUUAGUUUUGCUCAUGCAUAGAGAAGAAAAUCCAUCAGAUGGCUGGAAGCUCACCUGAGCAAUCCUUUGCACACUAAAGUGAAAUCUGAGGGUAGACUGCCCACUUAAUGUAUUUUUUGAAAUAGAAUAGUAGAAGCUGGCGGAUAGUGGAUCUCUUCAAGUAGACCUGACAGAAAUCCUUUACUGUUCAGAUGCCAACAUGAAAUCCACUAAUUUCUGCUGAGUUACUUUUCUGGGAGGCACCUUCCCAGGAAUGGCUGCCGUGACUCUGUCAGCUAAGUCUUCUCAGGGAUGAGAAUGUGGGAGGAGAAUCGUUUUUUUCCUCUACCAAAAUUCUCGACAUAUUGUGCAGUUUCUGAUAAUUUUAACUGGCUGCGUAGCUGCAAGGCCAGCUUGUUCUGAUUUGUCUUUUUAAAAAGCUGGUCAAAGAAGCAUCGCAAGAGAGUUGUACUGUUUCGAUUAUUAUGGAGUGGAGGAAAACAGCAACAUUUCCACAAUCUCAGUAGAGCCUUGUUAUCCUCCCCCCAUAACUGCCUGGGGGUGUACAAGCAGCACAAAUGGCCACUGUGGGGAGUGGCAGGUGGGGAGUGCAGACCUUCUAGAAUCCCCACCCAGCCCAUUCAAUUUGCACAGUGCUCUUGAGAACUAGUAACUUCACUGAAUCUAAAGAAAGAAUAAGUUGCAUAAAUAGAGCUCCACUGAGCCUGUGCGAAUACUCAAGUGCCAUAGCUGCAAAAAGGCCGAAUUAUACCCUGUGGUUUUUUUCUUCUUCUACAAAUACACAUCUGUAUUUCAUUGCCUCUAAGUGUCCGUCCAGGGAAUCACUAAGACACUACAACUAGGCCUGCACAUCUUGUAACCCUCCAUGUGUAACAUAACUCACCACUCUUGCUUAGUAGUAGCUGGCCAGUGUCUACAUAAGCCCUUUUCUGGAAGCACCACACAGCUAAAUAUAUGGCUGGUGUCCUGCACUGAGUUUGGUGCAUUAUACAUUGUGCAGUCUUCAUCUCUGGCAGCUCAGCAUGCCGUAAAAUAGGAGUAACAUGGCUUACCAGUGUCACCCCCCCCUCCCCAAUUCCUUUAUACUAAAGAUGUGUCUUCCUUUCUUAAAAUUUUACAUAAAUGUGUCUCUCUUUGUACAUUUUUAUAUUUAGAUUUUUAAAAAUCUGUUUUCUUUGGGAAACUGUUGACAGUUGAUCAUUGUCUUUACAUGCCAAAAAUACAAUUUGAAUUUCUUUUAAUGAUACUAAUUGUUUUUGUUUUUAAGACUGAAGACUUUUGUAAUAAAGAGAAUUCUUUUUUUUA
Molecule: messenger RNA, 3020 nt
Organism: Eublepharis macularius
Lineage: Eukaryota; Metazoa; Chordata; Lepidosauria; Squamata; Eublepharidae
Product: 1,25-dihydroxyvitamin D(3) 24-hydroxylase, mitochondrial
Exons: 12
Coding region: 1-1560 (519 amino acids)
Biological process (GO): cortisol metabolic process; C21-steroid hormone biosynthetic process; cellular response to peptide hormone stimulus
Cellular component (GO): mitochondrial inner membrane
Molecular function (GO): oxidoreductase activity, acting on paired donors, with incorporation or reduction of molecular oxygen; heme binding; iron ion binding
Source: RefSeq, a predicted model, not a curated record